GACUGUUUUUGUCCCUGAAGUUUUUCUGCUACAUAAAUUUGUAUACUACACAUUAGAAAAUUUAAGUCUCUUAUUUAUUGUCAUGAGAUAGUUAGAACAUUGUAAUAUGCUAUUCGACAAGUUCUGCAGAUGUAACAAUUUCUAGAAGUGAUUGUAUAUUUAUGUACACCUUUUAUACAAGUCUUUUUAAUGACGGCUACAAUUUGAAAAGAAGUUGAUGUGAUUCUGACUAAUUUGUAUCCAUGGCUUUACGUAUGAUGUCAGCCAUAGUGCCAAGCACACAUAAUGUAAUUGAUUCUAAUCAAAGUUAUGAUCAUGGAGCAGAACGACAGAAACUAUUGAAAGAUUUAUUGGCUGCUGCAAAGAAGUGUCAUAUUAGGUUUGGUGGGCGUACUGAAUUAGCAACUGAAUCUGAUAUAUGUGUUAGACAGUUGUGUCACAUAUUUGAAUCAAUUUUUACUCAUGGAUUACGAACAAAUUGUAUUGAAAAAAUUAAUUCAGCUUUAAGACAUGUUUCAGACAUAGUGUCUGGUAGUAGUACAAAAUUGUGCAACACAUCAGAUAUGGCAUUUUGGCCAUGUAUAAAAGAACAGUUAACAUGGCAUGAACAAGAACGUUUUAGUGUAUUAAAAAAAGUUAAUACAGAUUAUGGUAGGGGUAGAGCUUGGCUCAGAGCUGUUUUAAAUGAACGUUCGUUAGAGCGACAUUUACAUGCUAUACUUGAUCCUACAAUAUUAUCUCCAUUCUAUGAGGAUUGGGCAUUUUUACUUGACCAGGAACGAAGUACUGUAUUACCAAAUGUAGCUGCAGGACUUGGUAGUAUUUUAUUUGCAAUUAGGAUAGAUAAUGAAGAACUGGAUAAUAAUUUAAAUGCCAAAGAAAUGGAGAAACAGAAAGUUUCAUUAUCUGAACCUAUUAUAUCAUCUACAAUACCAGGAUAUACUUCAAAACAAAAACAAAAGAAAAAAGUGCAAACACAUAUCAUCUCCUUUGAUAAUGAAAAUGAUGAACAAAAGAGUACAGAAACUUCCACUUCAGUUAGUGCACCUUCAACUUGUCUCAAUUCUCCUACAGUAAUAUCAAUAAAAACUUCGACAUCACCUAGUCCAUCUGUUUCACAAUCCCAACCAGAAUCAAGUGAUGUAAAUACAGAAUCUAAUAAAGAACCUUCUGAUUGUGAAAAAUGUGAAGCAUUUGAAGAAGAAAAGGUAUUAACUCCAAUCACAGAUACUGGAAAUAUGGGAGGACUUGUGCCUGUAUCACCAUUAGAUCAAACAUUAGAUGACAUGCUAAUAGCAUUGCCAAGCUACAUAGAUGAGUCAUCUGAAAUUGCAGAAGCUGCAGUGGAAGCUACUGAACCUCUUGCAGAUUUAGAUAUUCAUACAGAUGCUGAAGACUUGGAUAUCGAGGGGUUACGAUUAAGACUUUUAGCUAUGACUGAAAUGCUAGAACAAGCGAAAGAAGACGCUAUGAGUAGUAGAUCGCAACUUGCUCGUUUACAAAGACAACAUCAAAAUUAUCUUGAAAGACAUGAACUACAAACACAAGCAUUAAAUAGAGAAAAUGAAUUACUACGACAACAAUUACGUAAAUAUGUAACCGCAGUACAAAUGUUAAGAAGAGAUUCUGACGUCGCUAUAGUAUCCGAAGAGGAUCCACAAUUAGAUUAUCAUAGUGAAGCUCAACAGUAUGAAGAAAAAUUAAUUCAAGUUGCAGAAAUGCAUGCAGAAUUAAUGGAAUUUAACGCUAGAUUAACUUUACAAUUGAAUGACAGGGAUAGAUUAGUUAAACUGUUGCAAGCUGAAUUAGAGUGCCUUCGCGGCCCCUUAAAUGAAGAUGACUUACCAUCAGAACCUCCAUGUCUCAUUCAUAUAUGGAUUCCAUCUGCGUUUCUUACUGGACAGCCGUCUGAUAUUCACCACGUUUAUCAGAUAUAUGUACGUAUUAGAGAUACUGAGUGGAAUAUAUAUAGAAGAUACGCGCAAUUUCAUGCAUUGUAUAGAGAAUUAAAGAAACACGAUGCAAUUGUUACUACUUUCGAAUUUCCACCAAAGAAGACAAUAGGAAAUAAGGAUGCAAAAUUUGUAGAAGAAAGACGACAAAAAUUACAGCACUGGUUGAGACGAAUUGUUGGAAGAUUAGCACAGUGUUCUCCAGCAUUUGCGUCUAGACCAAGUAGACAAACACUUAUAUCCUUAAUGCCUUUCUUUGGUGAUAACCCUAAUACUGAGGAUUCGAGGAAAAAUAACUCUACAAGAAACACGUUUUCUUCUUCCCCUCAAUACAUGGGUUUAUAAUUAUUAACGUUUUUAUAGACAAUUUGUACAUACACGAAGCCUUUUUAAUUUAAUGUAUAAAGGUUGCUCUAUAUAUUAUAUAUAUUGUUGACAAUU
Messenger RNA from Habropoda laboriosa, 2393 nucleotides. Its product is annotated as sorting nexin-29. Lineage: Eukaryota; Metazoa; Arthropoda; Insecta; Hymenoptera; Apidae. The record is from RefSeq and is a predicted model, not a curated record. Bases 243 to 2297 code for a protein of 684 amino acids. The transcript is spliced from 12 exons. Gene Ontology annotation, molecular function: phosphatidylinositol binding.